This is a messenger RNA of Ilex paraguariensis (yerba mate), 1038 nucleotides long. The record is from the annotation of a GenBank genome assembly. NCBI's taxonomy places the organism in Eukaryota, Viridiplantae, Streptophyta, Magnoliopsida, Aquifoliales, Aquifoliaceae.
AUGCGGUGGGUUAUGGGACGAUUCUGGAUGAUGAGAGCUUCAAGAGUUCGAUCUUCAGUUUGGAAAGUUAGCCAUAAACGUCCUGGUGAUCUCUCGUUUUCUCUCACUGCACCUGUGUCUUGCGUUUGCACGAAUGCAUUUGGCCAUAUAGCUGCUAUUAGCUGUGCUCUAUAUGUCCUAAUUGAUCUGAUUUUAUCAGGUUACAAUGCAAGUGAUUCUGAUUCAGACGAGGUUAAGGAUGGCUCUUGAGUCUUGAUUCAAUCAACUUGGCAGUUCUAUCGAUUACAAUUUGGAAGGUCCUUUCAACUUGUGCUGUUUCACCUUCAAGGGUGCCCAUUGUUCCAUCCAUGGAAGUUCCUGUUACAACAUCAAUACAUCCUGUCAAAUUUGUUUGUUUGUCUUCCAUGUUAUAAAUGCUUUCUCGGAUAGAGUCGAUCACAGACAGAAACAACAAUUUGAGCUAUUAAUUUUUGCCUUGGUUAUUGAGUGAUGCUGGCCAGUAUUUUGACUCUGCAAUUUUUCUAUUAGCCAUAGGAUGAGAAGUGUUGUAGCCGAGGCUUGAUAGUUAUAUACGAUAGCUUCAUGCCCGAAUCCACAAGUUUGUGUGCUUUAAGCUACUCAGAUCUUCAGUUCGAAAUGAAGUUACUCUUACAAUCCAGGGGUUCAAGUUCAGAUUGGGUCAGAGACCAGGAAGUAGACUUGGUCGCCACAACAUUGAUUUGGCCAUAUGGUGAAAGACGAUAUCUGGAGAGUUGAGACUCUAUUCUUAAACAUCCAUUGAGAUAGUUCCUCCCCAGCUUGUUUGUAUAAAGAAGAUAUAAUACCUGAUAGAGGAUGUUUCUCUGUCUCAUUUGGUUAUUUGAUAUAUGGUACUUUAUUGUCUUGACCCUUGGGUCUUCACCUCCCCUGAAAAUUAUCCACUUUUUUUCUUUUGGAUUUCAGUUAAAGUAAUGCCUGUCUAGAUGGAUUGAUGCCAGUUUAUACUGGGUAUUCUGUCAUAGCUAUGGAAUAUUUGUUCCCCAUCAACCUUUAUUCCGG